This is a messenger RNA of Theileria parva strain Muguga, 948 nucleotides long. RefSeq lists its product as uncharacterized. The record is from RefSeq and is a predicted model, not a curated record. The coding region runs from base 103 to 903 and encodes 266 amino acids. Lineage: Eukaryota; Apicomplexa; Aconoidasida; Piroplasmida; Theileriidae. The transcript has a single exon.
UUUUAUUUUAUUUUUGCCAUUUCAUUACUGUAAACAUUCUUUUAUUUACUUAUUUAUAUUUUAAUUUCACUUAUUAAUAAAUUAUUACUUUAUUAUUUCAAAAUGAUGAUACAAUUCGGGAGGUGUAUUUCUAGACCCUUUUCUAUUAAUCCAUUCUGUGGACCUGUUAAUUUUUGUAAUAAUUUGAAUUUAUGUAAAAACACACUUUCAAUUCGACACAAGAGUACUGAUAAGGAUGUUGGUGUUUACGGAUACGAAUCUUCAACAAAUCCCUGGGAAGAUAAGAGUUAUAGGUCCCUGAAGAAAGAAAAAGGACAUACUGGCUGGCCAAUUAUGAUUGCUACAAAUACCACUCAGCCAAUGUGGCAGAGUUAUCUAUCCCAGGACCAGACUGUAAUUCCCAGGGAUGGCUACGGCUGUCUGGCCACUUUCCCUCCUGAAGUUUCAACCAAGAUACUACACACUUUCAGGCUUCCACCUCAGUUUUAUCCAUUUUUGAAGAAACUUGGCGAUGACACACCUUCUUUGAAGCCAUACAUGGAUAAACUCAUCAUGGGCCUGUUUACAAACCAGGACUAUGAGGAGAUGUUUUACAAAUUUGCAAAGCCUUUGAAGAUUUAUCGCAAAUUAAUUCCCAAGCCGUACCGUAGCCCUGAGGAGCAGGCUAAGGAGCCUGAAGUUUCCUGGGAGUCUGCCUGGCUGAGUUACCGCCAGAAAGUCGCUGCAGAGUAUAACAUAAGUGCUGGACUUCGAGAGUAUCUUCUCGGAAUGCUUAUCGGCGUUUACUUUGCUUACCUGUGGGCUGAUAUGCACAAGCAGUAUCGUCUCGACAUGAGACUUUUUUACCACGAGGCUCCUGAACAUAAAAUUAACUGGGUGAAACCCAGGGGUGACCUUCUAUAACAUUUUAAUCUUUUAACCAUUUUAAUUUUAUUAACAUACACACAA